UAAACCAUUCAAAUUGAUCGAAGCGAAGAACAGCGACAGCUGCUAUAAAAUUACAUUUUUGGCUCGUACGAAAAAACUAGCGACUACUGCGAAUUUCAUCACAACAAGAAAAUGUUACUACGACUUGCAUUGUCGACGGCUCGUCCGAGCGGCCUCCUGCUGGGCAAAUCUUCGCAGGCCUUUCUCAAAUCAAAGCCCAGCCUCAACAUAGUGCGCAACUAUGCACGCCAUCCCGUGCGCAACACACGCAAUCCCGUCGCCGUCGAACAGCCACGUGCACCCACUCUCAAGGAGAAGCUAAUGGCGCCGCCAAGUGCCAACGCUUAUUCGAUGGGCAAGGGCGCUGUCGCCGGAGCCGCCGUCGUCGGACUCGGCGCACUCUGCUACUACGGCGUCGGCAUGGGCAAACACACAAGCAUUGCGGACAACGCCAUCAUGUGGCCGCAAUAUGUGAAGGAACGCAUUCAGUCCAGCUACGCCUUCUUUGGUGGCUCCUGCAUAUUGACGGCUGCCUCCGCGGCGGCUGUGUUCCGCUCGCCACGCCUACUCUCGCUGGCCUCGCGAGGCGGUCUGCUGUGGACAUUCGCUUCGCUGGCGCUCGUCGUCGGCAGCGGCGCUCUGACGCGCUCCAUGCAGUAUGAGCCGGGUCUGGGGCCGAAGCAUCUGGCCUGGGCGCUGCACUGCGCCAUUUUGGGCGGUGUUAUUGCGCCCUUGUGCUUUUUGGGCGGUCCGAUAAUGACGCGCGCUGCACUCUACACCGGAGGCAUUGUCGGUGGCCUGUCCACGAUCGCUGCGUGUGCUCCAAACGAUAAGUUCUUGUAUAUGGGCGGACCGCUGGCCAUCGGCCUUGGUGUUGUGUUUGCCUCGUCUCUGGCCUCAAUGUGGCUGCCGCCCACGACCGUGAUUGGCGCCGGCUUGGCUUCGAUGUCCCUUUACGGCGGUCUCGUGCUCUUCAGCGGAUUUCUGCUCUACGACACACAGCGACUGGUGCGCAAGGCCGAGGUGUAUCCACAGUAUGCCGUGGCGCCCUUUGAUCCCAUUAAUGCUUCAAUGUCCAUUUACAUGGAUGUAUUGAAUAUAUUCAUACGGAUCGCCACUAUAUUGGGCGGCAAUCGUCGAAAGUAGUUAUACCAAAACAGUUGUGAUGCAGUAAAACUAAUAACUUAUGAUAUACAAACAUUUAAAUAAAGCUAUAUAGGCUUAAAAGGCC
Molecule: messenger RNA, 1210 nt
Organism: Drosophila novamexicana
Lineage: Eukaryota; Metazoa; Arthropoda; Insecta; Diptera; Drosophilidae
Product: growth hormone-inducible transmembrane protein
Exons: 6
Coding region: 112-1125 (337 amino acids)
Cellular component (GO): mitochondrial inner membrane
Source: RefSeq, a predicted model, not a curated record